Xyrichtys novacula (pearly razorfish) is the source of this 43518-nucleotide messenger RNA. Lineage: Eukaryota; Metazoa; Chordata; Actinopteri; Labriformes; Labridae. The record is from the annotation of a GenBank genome assembly.
AGGGGAUCCAAGAUGGCCGCUGGUGUGUUUUCUCUGUAAGAAUUCCUGCUCUCUAUCCACUUAAUAUCCACUGAAUCCUUGGACUAUUGUUUGUUGAAUUUCAUUGUUGAAUGGCAUAAAGUAAAAUCAAACAAUAUCCUUGAUUUGAACCAGAAAGUCAGCUCUGGGUGUCGUUUGCUGACUUGAAUUGCACAGGUUGUAAAAGGUAGCUAGCUACCAAGCCUAGCCAGGAGGAGCUACUACCACCACCAGGCAGCAGCAGCUAGCUACCAGGCUAGCCAGGAGGAGCUAACACCACCAGGCAGCAGCUAGCUACCAGGCCAGCCUGGGAGCAUCCACCACCAGGCAGCAGCAGCUAGCCACCAGGCAAGCCCGGAAGGCCAGCUGGCAGCAGCAGCUACCUACCAGGCCUAGCCAGGAGGAGCUACUACCACCAGGCAGCAGCAGUUAGCUUCCAGGCCUAGCCAGGAGGAGCUAACACCACCAGGCAGCAGCUAGUCAGCUCUGGGUGUCGUUUGCUGACUUGAAUUGCACAGGUUGUAAAAGGUAGCUAGCUACCAAGCCUAGCCAGGAGGAGCUACUACCACCACCAGGCAGCAGCAGCUAGCUACCAGGCUAGCCAGGAGGAGCAUCCACCACCAGGCAGCAGCUAGCUACCAGGCCAGCCUGGGAGCAUCCACCACCAGGCAGCAGCAGCUAGCCACCAGGCAAGCCCGGAAGGCCAGCUGGCAGCAGCAGCUACCUACCAGGCCUAGCCAGGAGGAGCUACUACCACCAGGCAGCAGCAGUUAGCUUCCAGGCCUAGCCAGGAUCUUGUGCAGGAGGUGAAGGCUCUUCGCACCAAAAAUGCCGAGAAGGACAAACAAAUUGCUCACCUGGAAAGGAGGGUAAUGGAUCUUGAGGCAUACGAGGAUGAACGACGUGAUCAGUACGUCAAAAUCAAAGACACUGAAGAAACUGAGACAGUGGCAAAAAGGUAAAAUAAGGGCCAAAAAUAAGUCGGGGAAAUAACACACAGAAGGGGUGAUACAAUGAACUGACAAAUCCCAGCUUAUAGAGCACUCAACUGCAGUUUCAUUUGUCCUCAGGUAAACAAGAAGCACUUAGGGACCUUCCAUGGUGAGUGUGGUCAGUCAGUAAGGAGACAAGCCUCAAAACAGUCAUCAAGGAAAUGGACCUUAAAACAGUCAGUAUAGAGACAGUCUUUGAAAAAAUGUUAGUGAAGAGACAGACCUUGAAAGAGUCGGUGAGAAGAUGGGCUUUAAAACAGUCACUAAAGAGACAGACUUUAAAAUAGUCGGUAAGGAGACAUGCUUUAACACACUUAGUAAGGAGACAGGCUUUAAAACAGGCAGUAAGGAGACAGGUGUUGAAACAGUCAGUUCGGGAAUUUCCCUUUGUGGGACUAAUAAUAGAGUAUUUUAUCUUAAGGAGAUGGGCGUUAAAAGCUUAUUAAGGAGACAGACUUGAAAACAGCCAGUAAGGGGAUGGGCCUUAUAACAGUCAGUGAUGAGACAAAAAGUGUCAGUGAAGAGACAGGCCUUGAAAGAGUCAUUGUGGUGAUGGGCUUUAAAACAGUCAUAAAGAGGCACACUUUCAAGCAGUCAGUAAAAAGACAAGCUUUAACAAACUUAGUAAGGAGACAGACUUUAAAACAGUCAUCAAAAGGACAGUCUUUAAAAUAAUUAUUAAAGAGACAGACUUUAAAACAGUCAGUAAGUAUACAGACCUUUAAAUAGUUAUUAAAGAGACAGACUUUAAAACAGGCAGUAAGGAUACGGACCUUUAAAUAGUUAUUAAAGAGACAGACUUUAAAACAGUCAAUACAGGCUUUAAAAUAGUUAUGAAAGAGACAGACUUUAAAAUAGUUAUUAAAGAGACAGACUUUAAAACAGUCAGUAAGGAUACAGACCUUUAGAUAGUUAUUAAAGAGACAGACUUUAAAACAGUCAAUACAGGCUUUAAAAUAGUUAUGAAAGAGACAGACUUUAAAAUAGUUAUUAAAGAGACAGACUUUAAAACAGUCAGUAAGGAUACGGGCCUUGAAACAGUCAUUAAGUUGAAGGGCCUUUUAACAGUUAAGGACGGGUAUAAUGAGUAUGACCUUUAGCUUGACUCAGUCUGUCUCUGUUACUCUCUCUCUCAUGCUCUCUCUGUCACACACGCACACACACACACACACACACACACUCACACUCACACACACACUCACACCUGGCCGUCAGCUGGAAACAGUGGAGGUUCGGACUCACUGUUGACAGGAGUGAUUUACAUUCACACACACACCCGCACGCACGCACGCACGCACGCACGCACGCACGCACGCACGCACGCACGCACGCACGCACACACUCACACACACACACACACAACAUUCCUGCUUCUUCUGAAAGUUUAAUGAAUGCAGUUGUUUUUGCAGGAGCAGUAUCUGUAGAAAGCUUAUUGUUAACCAGGUGUGUUUCUCCUGCUUUUUCAGAUGUGCACUGGAAAUUUUCAAAUAUAUUUUGGCGCUGUGACCUGUAAAUUUCCCUGUUUACUCCUGUACACUCACACCUUGAGGAAACCCUUGUUGGUGGAUCAUGUCGUCAAAUCGAUGCUGCAGUUGUCAGGAUGUAGUGUUUUAUGUUUUAGAAGGUGCAAGCAGUCAAGGGUAAGUGGGAGGGGACAGGAGGAACAGGAGGAGGUGAAGACGGGGUUGAGGAGUUCACGUGCUCUUGAACUUGAUGCCUGAGUCUGAGUUUAGCACAUUUAAAGGAGGAGGUGAUCUGUUUAAUACUCGCCUGUCCCUCAUUAGACAGUGUGAUGGACACCUCCUUGUCAUCACCUCUAAUGAGAAAACCCAACAUAGAUCACAAAUAAAGACACACACACUCACAUCAGGUAUACACACAACACAACCAGCCUUUGAUGCUGAUCUCUAUCAAAUAUUCUCAUGGUUUACAGUUUAUAGUCUUACAGUUCAACCUUUUAAGUUUGUCGGUAACUUUUAAAACUUUUCUGAGCGAAGUACCUCUGAGGGAAAUGUCUUUAUUUUCUUUCACAUUUUUUAAUGUUUUUUUUAAGAGUUAGUUAUUGAAAGAUAAUUUAUAACCACUGUAUCAUGAAGUUGGGGGACAAAAGUACAAAAUAGGUGGAAACUGACUUUUUCUGUUGCUGCCCCAAUUUUAUGGAACGAGCUACCCCUCCAUAUUAGAGAAGCCCCCACACUGUCCAUUUUUAAAACUCGUCUUAAAACCCAUUUUUAUUCAUUGGCUUUUAACCCUGCAUGAGACUCGGCUCCUGUUUUAGUGUUCUAUGGUUUGUUUUUAGUUAUUUGUUUCUAUGUUUUUAAAUUAGUUUUUAAAAACAUUGAAGCUAUAUUUUAUUUUUAAUUCUGCUUUUAUUUUAUCCAUUGUUUUAAUUGUUUCUUGAUUGUUUUUUAUCUUGUUGUUUUUGUCCUGUUAUGUACAGCACUUUGUACAGCUGUGGUUGUUUUAAAGUGCUCUACAAAUAAAGUUGAGUUGAGUUGAGUUGAGUUGAGGUCAGUGAACACUGAGGUUCAAUAGAAGGCCUCAGAUUCGACAGAACUUUUAGGGAGACAGGAGGACUCUUAUGAGACAGAGAUCAAACAGGAAAAUUGAUCAACCUUAUCUCAGAAACAACCGCACACCAUAUAAACACUAAUGGACAUCCUCUCCAUAUUUCUUACUGUUAAUAGCAAACAGUGCCAUUGAAUAAUGGACCCCUUAACCCCCAACCUGAUGUAAACAGGUGGGUCUAAUCCUUAAUAUAAUGUAAACAGUAAAGUCUCUUCUCUUAUUUUAUGCCAAAAAAUGAGUUUAACCCUAAAUCUAAUGUAAACAGGAAAAUGAUAUCCUUUAUUUAAUAUUAACAGACCAGUCUUUUCCUUAAUCUGAUCAUGUAAACAGGUGAGUUUACUCCUUCAUUUUAUGUAAACAGGUGAGGUCAAUUCUUAAUUUUAUGUAACAUGUGAGUUUAAUCCUUAAUCUGAUGUUUACAGAUAAAUGUAAUCCCUAAUUGGAUGUAAAACAUGUGAGUUAAGCCUUAUUCUGAUGUAAAGUUUGAGUUCAAUCCAUAAUCUGAUAUAAACAGGUGAGUAUAAUCCUUAACCUGAUGUAAACAGAUGAGUUAAAUCCCAAAUUCUUGAAAUUCAGUCUGUCAAGUUGUAAUAAAGAGUAAAUGAUCUUUAGAGACCCAAAGUGAUUUUGCCAUUAUCAUAUUUAUUCCUACUGUAAAGGUCUCAACAUUGAGUUCUACAGGGACCGACUCACUGUAAGAGAUAGUCUCUAGUGGACAUGAGAAGAACUGCAGUUUUUUCAACUUCUGUGUUGACUUCAUGUUUUUUGUUUUUUUUUAACCUUUACAGCCCCUGGAGAAAAUUACCCCCACAUGAGGAGCAAAAACACACAAAUGAAAAAGACAUUAACAACCAUGCAAGACUGCAUAACAAACAGUAAACUAAGUCAGUGGAAACACCCGUUUAAGUGCUGCAUGGAAACUCCUCAGUAAUAUCAAGAGCCGUAUUUAACAGCAGCAGUGUGCAAAGUUCAGACUGAGUAUGGGAGCUUGUGAUGCCUCUAUUGUCCAUCCAUGCACCUCUUCUCUGAGUCUGGUUAAAGUCAGUUACUGACUGGUUUUACAGCACUGUAACCACAUUCACAUAGGGGAGGAUGGCUGGUUGGUUGCUGUUUGGUUGUUUUGUCUGGUUACUGGGCUGUGGUUGUAGAUGGUUUGUUGUUAAUUUCUGUUUUUGCCGGCUGGUUUUUGUGGUCCCUGUGUUGUGCAGGACCCCCUGUCUCUUGGGGUGUCAGUGAUUUCUUACUCUGAGGUGAAUAGCUGUUGUCCAGCUCUCAGGGGGGUUGGCUGCAGUGGUCCCCUGGUUUUAGCUGAAGUCCUGCAGCUGCCCAGCCGGCCUUGUCAGGGCCUUUUUAUAGUGGCAGCCUUCUCAACACUGCCGCACACAUGCUUUCUAGAGCGCUUUAUCCUGCAGGGGUAGAGUUACUCGUGCACAUGCAUGCGGGAGAGAAUGCACGAGACAUACAUCACACACACUGUGUAUAUGUGUGUGUGAAAGUCUAAUUAGGGUCUGCGACAAAACCCUCAGAACUACAAACAAACAGCAGCAAACUGGAGCCAUCUUUGCAACAAUGAAUGGGACAGUAUAUGAAGAGUCAGAGAGCCAAACACUGACAUACUGUACAUACUGAACACACACACACACACACACACACACACACACAUACAUACAUACACUCUGCCUGGCCCUUGGGGGUAUUCCCUGUCAAGUUAAGUCUCUGUGUCUCUCUCUGCUUAGACACUGACGCACCGAGUGCGUGUGUGUGUGUGUGUGUGUUUGUAUGUGUGUGUGUGUGUUACAGAGUGACAGAUGCUUUAAGUAUGCUGUCUGUGUGACGCUGUGUUCACUGUAGGGGGGACAUGCUGUGGAUCCUCUCAGUCCGUCUCCAGCUGAUCGGCGCUCUCUGUCCGUCCUGCAGCUCCUGUCCUCUCUCUACCUGUCCGUCUGUUUAACUCUCUGUUUACCUUUCUGUCCGCCUGUUCCUCUUACUGACUGACUCGGUGUCUGGCUGACUGAUUGGCUGCAGAGCGAGGUAGACCCAGGAUGACGGCCCCCUUGAGCUCGUCCAGCGGUCUGGAAGUCCUGCUGUCCACGCUGCAGGUAGGGACACGCAGUGCUCUGAUUGGCUGUGUUGGUCACUCUUAUUUACUGUUUAUUUUCACGCACCUUUUUUUUCUUUUACCUUCAAUGAGUGUCUUUUCUUUUUUCUGUUUGGACUGCUAAAGAGUUCAGGUGUCCUGACCGUCUUUAAACCUCCAUGUUAACUACAUUACUGUGUGUGUGAUGAAGCACUGAGAUGGUCAUAUGAGUGUGUGUGAGCAUUAGGAGACGAGGACCAGAUUUAGCUAUCUAUCCUCAGAAGAUUUUGAGAUCCGUUGAUCCUCCCUGACAUUUCACAUCUCAAAGUUGCUGAUCAUGACCUAUAACAUUCGCACCAUCAGAAAGGUUAAAAUAUAGUCAGAGUCAAACGUCUUUAUCCUCCUCAGAGAGUUUAAAAUAUGCUCUUUCCAGUGUAAACCUGAGGAAUUUGAGGACUAAAGAAGGACCUUUAAACCAGAGAGACAGUCUUUCUCUCUCUGACUGUUUAAAAAAAAGUAAAAAAACACCUUUGUUUCAGAUGUUCAGGUUUCAACCUCAAUCCUAAUUCAUUGAAGCUCUGGUUCGGCUUUUUCUCUGAGAUUGUAGAUUUCCUCUCAAACAGUCUAGUAUCAACCUGACAUUUGAGAUUACUCUGAAUAACAGAAGCUUUACUGUGGUCUUUCUCAUUUUCCUUGGUUUGGAUUCUGUCUGUAAGAGAGAGAUAAAUCAGUGAAAUAAUGUCUCGGCAGUCUCGCGGUUAAGGAGAGGGUGAGGUCUUGGCUUUGUGGUUGUUCGGCAGGUUUUCACCUUUGAUUUAACUGCUCAGUCAGUCAGUGUUAAUGUGCUGUAGAUCUCAGCCAAAAGGUAAAAAGUCUGACACAUUAUUCCUCAGCAUUAGAGUCUUCUUCAGUUUAAUGUUGAGUGUUUAAAAGGACGAGGAUGUCUGUAUGAACCAAAUUCUGUGAUGAUAAGACAUAAGCUGCUCUGCAGACUUUGGUUAAACUGAGAAAUGACUGUAAAACAUGUGAGCCAUAAUUUAGGGUUAGGGUUAGGGUAUUUUCAUUUAGCGUGUCUGUGUUUUCUGACUGACUGAGGUUAUUAAUGGUGCAGAUGAUGAAGCACGUAAAAGAGUUUGUCUGCAUAAAACUGAGGUGUAACCACAUUUAUCUAUCUAUCUAUCUAUCUAUCUAUCUAUCUAUCUAUCUAUCUAUCUAUCUAUCUAUCUAUCUAUCUAUCUAUCUAUCUAUCUAUCUAUCUAUCUGAAAAAAUAGUGCAACUGACUUGAAUUUUGUUUUGAGAUAAAAGAAGUACAGGUAUAAUGUUUGAAUGAAAAAAUAUUUAACAAACCAGAGUUUUUAAACUUUACUGAACAACUCAGCUUGUGUUGGUUUGUAAAAUACAAUGUCUUUAUUUGCUGACAAUAGUUCCCCUUGAAGGUGUUCAGUAUAACAGGUCACCUGUGGCUAUCUGUAUGAGAUCUUGAAGUCAGAAUCUUGAUGGGUCUGCGGUCUCUGGCAACUUAUUCAGUCAAUUACAUUCUUUUUGUUGACAAGCCCAAGUCUGCUGCCCUCUGCCAGUGUAGCUUGAUGACCACGGCUUGAUCCUAUGUUGUUAAUGUCUUUGCUUAUGUUAGCAAAGAUAUGCUUUGCCCUAAAGUGGUACUUCAGACUUGCCCUGCUUUGAUGGAAAGACAAUCACAGCAAUAAGUAUUCUCAACUUUGGUUGUAUCCAGACUUCCAUUAGCCUUAAAGCAAACCUGGGUCUUUCUCCUCACUCAUCAUUGCUGGCUGCAUUUGUAGAGGACCACAGGAGGAAGUUGUGGUCAAACUUAGUCAUAGGACUAAAUUGCGUAAUUAUCAUUUAACAUGUUAAGACUUCCACACUGAUCACAGGCGUUAACACGGUAAUGCUAACAGACCUAAUGUAAAUAUAAACAUCUGUAUCCUCCUCAGGAUAAAGAAUUAUUUAAGUUGUUUUCUGGGUAAUCUGUCAGAUUGUCUAACACAGGUUAAGGAGCCGACUGGAUCUAGUAUUAGGUCUGAUAUCCAGCAUUUAGCUGAUUCUCUGUAUCUGUGUUUUACUGCUGCGAUGGUCCUAUCUUUGGGUCUGUUUUUCAUGACCCUGUACGAUAACUGUGUCGUGGGUGCACCUGGUUAACGCCUGUGUUUGAUGCUGAGAGGUUCAUUGAUGAUUAAAAAUACGUUUUUAAGGUUUUUUACGGUUGCACUUUGUGAUUAAAUAAAGGUUAAAUGUUGACAAAAGGUUUUUCAUUUUUACUGUAAAUGCAUAUUCGUUUUAAAUAUUUGUUACUAUUUCCAUAAAAUGCUGAUAAUCAGUACUGGUAUCUGUACUGGUUCUGAUGACUCAAUAUCAGUCCAGCCCCAGUGCGGAUUUUUUGUGUUUAUUUAUCAAAGCAGAGUAGUUUGACACAAAAUACAAUCUUCAUCAGUCUGUCUAAAUCAUAGACUGUAUAUAGAAUGGACAGAGUCUGCCUCCUCGCUGGGUGAAGCCACUCCGAGAACAGCACCCUCUGUUGAUGGGCUGCAGUACAGGUCAUAAAUCCCGCCUCCGACAGCAAUGCUUAUAGAGCUGUGGACAAACUUUAGAAAUUUAUUUGCUUGUGAUGUUGACAUGUAGUUAUUGUAAGACUGGUUUGUGCUCAAGUCCUCUUUUCUCUGUGAAGCUCCGUUUUUAAAAGUUAUUAGGGGGUUCAUGUUUGCUAUGAUUAACACCUGAUACAGCCUAUGGGCGUUAAGGGAUUGCAUAGCUCUCCCGGGGGAUACUAGCUGCGUCCGAAUUGCCAAGUAGUAGUCGAAGUAGUAGUCGAAGUAGUAUCUAGCAUGUCCGAAUUGGCCACCGGAGCGAGUAGCACGCUACUUCAGAUACUACUUCAGAUACUAGACACGCCCACAUUGUAGGUUGGUCUCGGUGCAUCCUACGGGCAUGCUACUGACCCAAAAUGCACCGCGGGCUUCUUCUUCGUCCUCUUAAAAGUUGUAGAAGUGCAUGUGACGCUAGCGCCACCAGCUGCUGCCUAUUUAGAUGCGUCGCGAACGCCGGCUGGCCACGGCAGCGCGCACCAUGGCGGAGCAGCAGUAGCAGCAGGCAGGACCGCAGCAGUACAGAUGUAAGUUUCAUGUAAUUUCGCACACUGUCCUAAAAAAUGUGCGAUUGUCUACAGGACAGACCAACUUGUGACAAACGUGUUUCUGUGUCAAGUGAGCAGAAGAAGAAGAAGAUUAAUUGAUCACUUUCUUUGCAAACCAUCCGUCCCAUACACUUUGCUGGAACGGAUGAUAUUAUUCUUUACUGCAGGUUGUUAUGAGUGUUGCCAUGUGUGAAUGUCAAACUAGCAGACCAGGACCUGAUAUUAAAUCCUUUUUGCUGGAACUAAACUCAGCACUAAUGCUUGCCAAGGUCAUGGCAGGGCCUGACAUUAACACCAGAAUGUCUUUAACGUGGACCUGGACUGUGAGGCAGUAAACCCACAUGUCUACGGUUACACACAGAUAUCAACACAAACAGAGGGUGCGACAUAGGAGGGAAAUCAAGUGAUUUACAGCAUGCACAUUAAAUCAUUUUAUCAUACUGAUGCCAUACAAAGACAGGGAAAAAUGCACAUCCCGUGGAGCUGCUUCCCUGAUUUACAUCAAACAGAACAGCAGAGGAUGAAGAUUUUCCUUUAAAUCCACAUAUUUGUAUUAUGAUUAAAACGUUAUUUCCAGAUUUAGAUCAAGCUUUGCCUUUGCACAUACAUCUUUUCAUCUCUGUGAGUCUGCAGACUUGAUCCAAGAUCUUGCCCGGGGAUCCUGCUCUUGGAUUGUGCUGGAUCAAACCUGUAUCAAAUGAGUUUAAAACCUUUUCCAGGCUGCGUGGUUUGUAUAUCAGGUUCUACUAAUCUGCUCUGUAGUUGACACUGGAGCUCUAGAUGGAGGCUGAUUCAGAAAUAAUAAUAGUACAGUACAUAUUCUAUGAGCCCUCGUCAGAAGUUAGUGGUGCUGAAAGAAGCUUUAAGGAAACCGCAGAGUCAGAUCUCAACGCAUCCAGAUCUGAAAACUGCUGCAGGUGGUCUGCUAGUCCUGGACGGGUCAUGACGUUUUGACUGACCGCGGUUAGUGUGUGUUUCUGGUCACUGUGACCAACAGAAUGCAGUAACCGUGUAAACAGACCUCCUAGUAUCUCCUCUGAGAUUCAAAGACUCUGAUUGAAAACAGCAGCAGGGUCCGCUGAGGAGUCCAGGACUGACUUUAGACCUGACGCUCUGAAAUAAGAGAAAUGCUUCACAAACAAACAGAGUCAGAUAAUCAAAGGGACCUCUGGAGCUUAAUAAACAUGAGCUUUUUAAGAGAGAGCUUGACUAUUCCAGAGCCUGUAACAUGCUGCUCUAACCACCUGUCUGUCAGAAGAAUGCAAAGAUAUAUUUGGACUUAUAUAAGACGAAUACGAUUUUUUAAAACUUAAGAUAAAACAAAAACAAAUGCUUAUAUUUGAGUUUUGCAGUGAGACAAGGGUCACAGGUCAAAGUUGAGUUGUGGUCUUGUCUGGGAAUAGUCAGUUCUGUCUGUAGCACCCUGCAGUCUGACUGCUAAAAGCUCCAACAACAGUUCAUUUACCUACUGAGACAGGUGUGAAGGAGAGAAGUGAGGCAAUGAGUCAAACAGAGGUGGUCCAAUUCACAACCUCAGCCUGAGCUGCAGAGCAAACUGACCCAUGCUUCAAUAAAGUUUGUUUUUAAUGAGGGGUUAAUGAUCUAGUGUUUGGGGUCCAGGAAUAAGGGUUUAAGGGUUUAGUAUUUGAAGUUUAGGGUUCAGGGUGAAUGAUUAAGUGUUCGUGGUUUAGAGUUUAGUGUUGUUUAGGCAGAAAGCUCAGGUUUGGUCUUUGCCAUCACCCACCUGGUCCCUUGCUCCUCCUGAUUUGUAGUGUUGUCUUAAUUUGAAGUAUUUUUUCCCAAAUGUGUCUGGGCUAGUUUUUACUGUGAAUUUGUCAUUCAGUCACAGAUCACAGAUGAUAUUUCUGCACUUUAAUGCUGAGUUUAAGUUUAAAAGACGACCUUUUCACAUGUCUCAUAGACUGCAUUCUUCUGGUUUGUGUCUUUUGUCAGGAUGCAGGUGAUGUGGAGAGCACCUUGAAUAUCCUGAAUGUGCUGGAUGAGCUCCUGUCAGCAGGUAAGCUGUAAAGUCUCUCUGUAAGGAGUCUAAGUUAGACUGAUUAACCAGAGCUUUUCUGUCCUGACCCAUAAUGUCCUGUCCAGGCACAGACCGGCGUAUCCACUACAUGAUAAAGAAAGGCGGCAGUGAUGCUCUGCUCUCGGCUCUGGUCAACACGGCUCGCAGCUUCAGUCCAGACUACGCUGUCCUGCUGCCUCUGCUGCACCUGCUGGCUAAGGUUGGACACAGAGGUGAGGACACACCUGAGCUCCUGUGGGGUAUCAUGUGAUUAUCCGGUUGCUGAUCAUUAUGUGUGUAUUUGUUUAGACCGGCGUAUCGGGGUGAGGGCGGAGGAUGCUGGAGCUGUGCUGCUGACUCUGAAUCUGCUCAGAAAGAACAUCUCUCACCCCAGGAGGGCUGCGGCCUGCCUCUGGGUGCUCCAGGUGUUCUCCUCCUCAGGUAAACCUGUACAGUACUCACUCAGUUAGAGUGAGGACACAGCACGUAUGGAAACUGCUUUUCUUUUAGUUUGAACAAAAACUGUCGGAGAGGCUGAUAGUCCUGCAGUCCUGAUUGUCUGCUAAGUGCAGAAUAAUCUACCUCUGCAUGUCACACCUGGACUCAGCAUGUUCUUCAUCAAACCACAUGAGCAACCUGAAGCAGGACAAGUACACACACAGGACAGACAUCAGUGUCUGGAAGUCUGGUUUCUCUCAGUGGUUUACACUUCCCUGGAGUUUGGUUAGACUGAAGAGGAUGUGAGGAUAUGCAGCUGCUCUCUGCAGUGGUCCACUGCUGAAACCUCCUGGUCCUCCUACAAAAUUAAAUUAUUAAAUCUUAAACUUUGUGAAAGACAUUAAACAUUCUCUGUAAAUGGCUAAUCGCACUCUAAAUUUUCAAUGUAGACCAUGCAGAGUUAACAGUGCACACAGUAAACCCCGACCUUUUAACAUCUAUCAGACACAGCAGACUGAUGAAGAUCAAUAUUUAAUCCUCAUAUUUUAUAUAAUAUGGAAGGGUGUUAAUCUGAUUCUGUCUGACCUCUUUGAAGACGUUUAUCAGAUGUAUCAAACCAUCCAGUACCCUCUUUAUGGAUUUACAGGCCAUUUAAUAGCCGGUCUCUGAGCAGUAUGGCCUCACCAUGUUCAGUUUGAAAUUAGCCAUAAUUAAAUCAGGUAAACAAAGAUUUGAACCACAAACACCGUCUGUGAAAACAGUUUAAAAUGAUUGACAGUCAGUCAAUCGGAGUUAGUAAAUCAGUCAGUCAGAAUCUUUCCUCCCUGUGUACUGUGUAAGACUGUGUAUCAUCUGGGACACUUUCUUGGCACUUUAAUGGCUGACGUGUUAAUGGGUCCAUAAACCCCCCUCCCCCGACCCCCUCACCUUACACACACAUACACACAGAUUAACAGUCUGUUCAGAUCCGUAGCUCGACUUUGAUCAUGGACUCUGAUCCCUUUUAGUUCAGUGAGAUUCAGUCACUCACUGACAGAAUCUGACAAAACGGACACAGACGAGACUGUCCGUAGGUUUUAGACCAGGACACAGGACAGGCCCCCUCAGUUUAACUGCCUUCAGCCUUCAGUGGUAGAAAUGAAGAAAACUACAGUAGAACAGAUAUAACUGCUGAAAUGAAACAGAGAUCCUACAGUCCACCACAGACACAGGAGCUUAGACUGAAAUCAGGUCUCCUCACAUGGGGGAUUGAACAGACUUACUAGAGCUAACCUGCAGACUACCAUUUUGAGGACUUCACCUUGAUUUCAAAUAUCGAGCUGAGCAGGUUACUUUCACCAAAUAUCUGUCCAGGACAAAACUUCCAUACAAAAGCACUGUGUAGUUAGUGUAGUUCGUUCUCAUGUGAAGUCAGUGUAGUUGUGUAGUUUGUUUUCAUAUGAAGUCUGUUUAGUUAGUGUAGCUUGUAUAAAUUGUGUAUUCUGUAUAUCAUAUGUAGUUUGUUCUGAUGGGUAGUUUUUAUAGAAAGUGUAGUCUGUGCAGUUUGUGUUGUUUUUUUGAUGUGAAUUUUGUGGAGUUAAUUCUGAUGUAAAAUCAGUGUAUUUUGCUCUUGUAAAGUUCGUGGAUUUUGUGUAGUUUGUGUAGUCCUAGCCAGUUUGUGUAGACUCAGUAGUAUGUGUGGUCUGUGUAGAUUUUGUGUUUUGCUCUGAUCUUUAGUUUGUGAAUUUUAUGUAGUUUGCUUGACUGUGUAGUUUGUGUAUUCUGUCCUGGUUUGUAGUCUGUGUUGUUUCUAUAAUGUGUAGUUUAUGUAUUUUGCAUCAUUAGUGUCGCUUGUCCUAAUUUUCAGUUUGUGUAGUUUGUUAAGUUUGUGAGGUUUGCACUAAUGUGAGGUUUGUGUAGUUGGCUCUGGUGUGUAGUCUGGGUAUUUUGUGUUAUUUGUGAAGUUUGUUUUGAUGUGUAGCUGGUGUAUUUUGUUCUUAUUUGAAGUUUGUUUGAUGUGAAGUUUGUGUUUUUUUGAAUUUUGUGUAGUUUGCUAUGAUGUAUAGGUUUUAAGUAUUGUAUAUUUUGUUCUGAUGUGAUGUUUAUGUAGUCUGUUAAGUGUGUGUAGUUUGCGAAGUUUGUGUAGUUUGGUCUGAUGGGAUGUUUAUGUAGUCUGUUAAGUGUGUGUAGUUUGUGAGGUUAGUGUAGUUUGUUAGUUGUAUGUAGUUUUUGAGGUUCAUGUAGUUUGCUACGAUGUGCAGUCAGUACAGAUGGAGGGAAGCUGCUUUGAAGCUCCUCCCCUCUCCUACAGUUUCAUGUCAGACCUAUUACACUGAGCUAAGUUUACCUCUGCCAUCCUCCCCACUCCAUCAACAUCCUCAUAACUCAACCUUUCAGCCCCCAAAAAACCUGAGCCCUGCUGUCCUCUGGGACUCUAUAAAGCUCCCAGUUCAGUUCUUAAAACCUGGUUACGUAAAACACCUUUAAAGAUCUUGAUGGCUCAGUGCUCCUGUUUAUACUCUUUGGUUUGUUGUCUUUGUCUUUAAAUGAAACUUUCUCUCAUGUCUCUGUACUGUGGAUUUGACACUGUGGCUUUAAUAAACUUUUUUAAAUAAACUUUUUAAUUAACUAUGUUUUUCAUAAAGUUUCAUAGAGUUUUUAUUUUAUUAAAAAAAAAACACAUUUAAUAAACUUUUUUAAUAAACAUUUUAUUAAAGUUACUUCAGUGUCUCCCUUACAGAACAGCAGCAGUCCAGAUCCCUUUGCACUCUGAUCUGCAGUCUAUGUUUGCAGGUCUUAAAGCACCUGCCUGGGUCUAAACUCUGCUUCAUGUUUGAACAAUAAUUGUUCAUUUGUUUUUAUUCUGUCCAGUUUCUACAGCAAACCUGAUUGGACAAAACCAUGGACUGGAUGUGAUCUACCACCUGAUCCCCCCGUACACCACCCAACACCUGUGCCCCAUCAAGUAAGUAAACCUGGUUCAUGCAGCUCAGUGAAGAGUGUCUGUCAGAGUCACAUGUUAAACAUCAAUAAAUAAAGUUAUUAUUAUUAUUAUUAUUAUUAUUAUUAUUGGCCUGGAGGAUGGUUUCUCUGUGAUGAGCUGUGAUGUCAGCCUCGCAGCAGACUGAUCCCCUUUUAUUUGAGCAGCCUAACAGACUUAGCUGCCUCCCACCUUCAGCUAAUGUGCUAAUGUACGCUGGCCGCUGGCUGACCCACAACGUGAAAUCAAAUCUUUCACUAAGAGCCACAACCAGACCACAAAGUCUCAUUGACUUUCACUGACUUGUGUAUUUUUAAUUUUGGCACUAAAACAGUUAGCAUCUGUUUUAUUUAAGAUAGGUUUAACAUUAACAAAAACGUACUCCUCAUUAAUAAUCUCUCCACCUCUACGGGUCAUUGAAAACUGAAGUCAGGUCAGUUGUAAUGCAUGUUCCAGGUUUUGGCUUACCGUCUCAUAAUUUCCUCCAAUAUCUUCAUUAAUUUUCCAUGUCCUCCUGCGUGCAUGUUUUAUUUCAGGCCUCUGUCUGUCUGUUUACUGGUGGUGUUUGGUAGGUCAGGUGCACUCAGAGAGUCAUUUCUGUUUAUAGAUUUAUUACAAAAGUGUCAAAUCUGCUCUCGGCAGGUCUGGAUUCCAGUUCUUGUGUCUAAUCGUACUCCAGAAACAAAAUUUUUAAGUGUUUUUUUUGUUUUUUCGUGGUGUUGUUGCCCUUGUUUGGUAGGAAAGCUAGACAGAGGCAGGAAUAAGAAGUUGUCCAGGAGAUAAAGAGAGGGGGAAGUCAAGGGUCAUGGCUGGGAGUCAAACCAACAACUGCUGCCGGCCAGUCCUCACUUUUACUCCGGCUGGAUCUGUCAGUGGUGGUUUACUGUGUUUGACACAGUGAACCACCAAAUCUCCCUCCUCACACUCAUUGAUCUUGGUUAUUCUGAAUCUGCCCUCCAGUGGUUUGUGUCCCACCUCAAAGGGAGAUCUUUUAAAGUGUCAUGAAGAGGAGAAGCGAUCAAACCACAUUGCCUAUUAACAGGGGUUCCUCAAGGGUCAGUGCUUGGCCCCCUACUUUUCUCUGUAAACACAAUCUCAUGUAGUACAAUAAUCCAAUCUCAUGGAUUCUCCUAUCACUAUGUAGAUGAUACCCAAAACUGUCUCCACCUGAAUCUCAGCAUACCUCAGAGAUAUUUGUAAAUGGAUGAAGCAACACCACCUAUAGCUCAACCUGUCAAAAACUAAGAUGCUUGUCAUUCUAGCCAGUCCCUCUUUACAACCACAGAUCAGUAUCCAGCUUAGACCAGAUCAAUUUGUGCACACUAAGUCUGCCUGAAUCUGGGUGUCAUGAUUAACGACCUUCUAACCUUUAAGGCUCAUGUGGUCUCUAUUACUGGGUCCUGUCAAUUCUCCCUCAAUAUCAUCAGGAGGAUCAGACCCUACCUGACAGAGUUUGCAGCAGAGCUCCUCUUGUACAGGCUCUUGUAUUGUCAUGCAUUGACGACUGCAACUCCUUACUGGCAGGCCUCGCUGCAUGCACAGUCAACCCUCUGCAGAUGGUCCAGAAUGAGACACUGUGCACAGCUCUUUGUGAAUGUUUCUGCACUUGCUGCACCUGAUGGUGAUGAUCAUAAUGAUGGAGGAUGAUGAUGGAUGAUGAUGAUCGAUUGCGACUAUAAUAACAGCGUCAACGUGACUUCAUUUGGUUGAAGAUUCACUUUGGUUUAAGGUUGUUAUUUCUUACAAAAAUGCAUUGCCUUAUUCACGACACAACAGCUCUCAGCCCACUUGCUCUUAUAGCAGUUUGUAUCUCUUUCUGAUGUUGCUUCCACCUUUGCUUGUGUUGUAUUCACUCUCAAAUGUAUGUCACUUUGGACAAAAACAUCUGGUAAGUGACACUGUAUUUGCUCAAAUUCUUAAACCAACAAGCACCCCAAAGUCUUGAGUAGCACUGACCUAUCAGGCAUCAUCAAGCUUUGGCGUCUGCAGUAAAAAACAGUCUGUACGGAGAGCAAAUGCCAUGGGACAGCUAUCUCCCAUGGCAGGUAGUCUCAGGAGGAUUUCUUUUUCUGUAUAAACAGAUAUCUAAAUGAAGGUCAGCUAACAAUCUGUUCUCGAUCAAACAUUCACACUGAGACACUAUUCUGUCUGAUGUUAAGUCCUAAAAUAUCUUUAAUUUAUUUGUUUGUUUGCUCAGGCCUGAUACAUGUGUAAGGUUUGGUGAGUUUUGGAGCGCAUUAAAGGUUUGGUGCUUAGUUCCUGAUAACAACCCACUGAGCAUUUUUGGGUCUAAAAGAGAUCUAAUAGACAGCUAGAUGUUGCCUAGACAACUGGUCUAAAAUCAGGCUACCACAGGUCUAAAAAUUAAAGUUUUUAAGACAUCUAAAUUCAGACCAAGUUUAGACUAGCCGGCUAACAGAGGUCUAGCUAUAUAUUGCUUAACGGCUAUAAUAAUUAUUUUGGUUAAGUACUUGGAGAUCAGUUUUGCAACUCACAGUUGCUUUAUGAAAUAAAUAGUUAUCGAAUUACAAGUUAAAGUGCAACGUCUAAAUUCCAUUUAAAAAUAUACGGAAUCCAGACAGUUGAAAUUAGGUCUAAAAAAACACACACACAAAAAAAAACUAGACGUCUAAUAGCCGUUUAUUGCUCAGUGGGAGUCAGUAAUGUUCUUGACAUUGUUAAAAAAAAAACAGCACUGGUAAUAAAAUCUGGGCUUUAAUAAGCGCUGAUAUGACAGAGGAGACACAUCAUGAUAUUGACUUAGCAGAGUGAUUAAAAUCUCAUUAGCUUGCUAAGCUGCAUAUCCACCACACAGAGCCGUAAGCUGCUGAAGAAACUGGGAGAAGGCUACACCUCUCCCACCACCGCAUCCCUCGUAUUAACAGAUAUGGUGUGUAGUGAUGUCACACUUGGCUAGCUUACAGCACUUCACCGUUAAAAGGUUCCCAUGGCGAGAAGUUCUUAGGGAACUCCCCGGAGGAAAUUUCCUCUUCAGAAAGUCCUUAGAACCAUUUGUUCUCCUAAAUUGAAAGCAUGUGUUUCGAGAUGUUUGUGUUUUUUUCCCCUGAAACUCUCUGCGGUGGAAAGAAAGUGUGAAAUAAGUUUACUCUGUUUACCACAGAUGAUAUAGUCUAGUCAGGGCUGUGUUUUGCAUUAGGAUCCUUUAACAUGGUCUUCAGAGUGUGUGUAGGUGUGUCAAAGCCACCUGUGAGUAAUGAACACCGUCUCCAUGGCAGCGUAAUAACUUAGAGGAAACAUCAUCAUUAAACUGACAUAUUCUGAGUAUCAACACAUCAUCAUUCCUCUUGAGCUCUUCAGCCUUCAUCUCUCUCUCUCUUAUAUAAGUAUAUCUCCUUAGAUCCAUGUCCUCCUUGUCUGUCUCUGUCCCCGCUGAUGGCAUUUGGCUCGAAUACCCAGAAUCCCCCAGUAUACCCUGCAGAGCAUGCCAGGAGCACCAGGCCUCUCAGCUGGCUCUAUGCCUCACAUACCAGCUUCUGAUCAGCCAGGACUGAACCUGACCCUGUGGGGUGGAGUGAGGGGAGGCUCGGGGCGCACUGACUGUCAGAUUUACGGUCCUCAGAGUGAGUUUCGGGGCCGUUCUCGUGCAGGAGCCAGCUGUUAAUUGUUCUAACACGAUUAGAGGACUUCGAGAGAAGAGGUUUAAGAGCAGCUGCUGCUCUGGAUAAUUUGAUAGAAUUAGGCAGCUGUGAAUUCCUAUGAUGUCCUGAGAGCUCUGAGGGGAGAAAUGCCAUCUCUCUGAGGUGUGAGAGGCAGUUAGACGUGUCCAUCACUCUCAUUCAGCCAGUUACAGCUCUGGACAGUUAAUGCUGGAUAUACUGGUUGGCUGACGCGUGCACUCCUUAAGCAGUGAAGAAUUAAAUCUAUCCUUCAACCGUCAGCUGUCCUCAGCAGCUCAUCUCUCUCAUACAACACCUGAAAACACAGUCGUCACACUAUCAGACCUCUAUCAGUGGAAACAGGCUCUGAAACACCGUCUGUCAGCUGCGUAGCUGCCCGCCAAUCACAAUCCAACAUCGUGUUCAACCUUCACAGAAUCCAACAAUAAAUGAUCCUGUUACAGCAGGUGCCUCUCUCUGCAGACAUUCAUAAAUUCAUUCAUAAACAGGCAGGUGGGUCAGACUCUGUUUCUGUUGGUUUGAUCUGCUCCCAAAGCUUUGUUUAAAAUCUGUUAGUUUCUACCUGAACACAGUGAGAUACUACACUAACAAGAGGAUUAAUGAAGCCCACGUCACCAUCUGACACAGACCUGGUCCCGUAUUUCUCUCAGUGCCACAGCCCUAAAAACCUGACUUCACUGCAGAUUUUACACUGAAAGAUGUUGACAGCCAUCACUGUGAGUGUGUGUUUCAGCGCUGUUUGUUGUUCCUUUGAAGGUGUUUGUUUGUAAAGUGACACUUCCUGUAACGCUGCCCUGCUGCAUCUCACACACUAAGUAAACAAACUCUGACCUCUGUGACCCCAAGGUUAGGACCUCUGCAAAUCCUGUCAGACGCUCAUUAGUGACAGCAUGUUAAGUUUCUGCUGGUAACACUAAACUGACACGCAUGCACGCACACGAACACACACACACACACACACACACACACACACACACACACACACACACACACACACACACACACACAGUUCUCUCCUCCAUUUAUCAGAGUUUCAGAAGCAGACAAUGGGGUGAACACUGUCAGCUGUUUUUGGUGACAUUGAGGGACCAGAAAACAGGAGCGUCUGUUUUAAACCUCUGAGCAAGACCUGGGGGUUGGCUGUGGCUCAAGGAUACACUAAGGGUUGGGGGUUCAAUCCUAGGUUCAGUGUCUAAUUGCUUAAGAGUCCUUGGGCAAGACACUUGACUUAACCCCCUCGCUGGCUGUGUCUUCUUUGUUAUUUAUAUGGCAAACGAAGGGUCUUUUUAUAGUUCUUUUUUGAGAAUUUUCUGUUAUUUAUUGUCAUAUUCUACCAAAAAGAGUUUCUAUUACUUUCUCUUUAACUGCAAGACCAAAUCUUUUGGUAUUUCUCAUCCUGAUCUCCAUGAUUAGUUCAGGUAUGACUCUUGAGACUAUAUUUCUUCAAGACGGCGACCCAACACUAACUCUGCGCUCUGAAGUGCCUCUCGUCCAAUCAGAUCACAGACCUCAUUUGAAUAUUACAUUUUAAUUACAUGAAAUUUUGUAAAGAGUUUAAGCUGAAUUAGAUUUUAUAUGUGAGAGACUAACUGCUGCCUUUGUCUCUCUCAGGGCGGCCAUCACUGCCUUUGCUGCUCUGCUCAGCACAAGUAAGUUUAUAUCAUCAUCACCUCCCUCAUCUUCAUCAUCACCAUCACCACUGCUCCGGUCUAAGUGAUUUUAAACUCCAAAUAUAACUUUAUCAGUCCAAAAGAUUCUCUGAACUCUCUGCUCUGCACCUUUUUAAGUUCACUUUACUUUAUUUUCUUGCAUACUCACAGGUCUAUGAGGGUGUUACAGCAUUUCACCCUCAGCUUCUAUUUCUGCAGGCUGCAUGGAAUAGAGGAGAGGAAACACAGUUCUGUUGCAGUAGUUUUACUUGUGAUUUGGAGUGUAAAGACAUCACAGUGGUGCAUCACUUUCAACAUGUGUGCAACAGCAGGGUUAGCUUCUAAGAAUCCAUGUAGGCCAUAUGCAAGGAACCGUGAUCUGUUCACAGGGGCUGGUCAUCAGUGUGAAGUCCUGAAACAUCCCUGAAAACACACACCAAGCUUCAACUGACAUACUGCCAAACCCACUCUAUUAUGGUCAGAGGGAAGCUGGAGUUAUUUCACUAAAUUGGAUCUUGCUGAUCAAAGACUCGACAGACUGAAUCUCUCUCUUCUGUGUGAUGUUUAAGCUCCUCCAGCAGGGGGCACCCCUGUUUUUUGUUUCCUCUGUGUAUGUCCAGGCAGAGCACUUGUUUGUGAGUGUGUGCAUGUAUGUGACAGAUUACCAAAGACAACAUGUUGAGAAUUAAAACCUUGAAAAUAUGUUUGUGAAAAGUAGUCAGAGGUAUGACCAAACAGACAAACAGACAAACAGCUAACACCAAGAAAACGGCAUCAAAAUCGUACAUGACUCUAGAGUGGAAUCUAUCCUGGUACUACUUUUUAGGAACAUGUUUCUGGGAUCAAAUUUAAAGUGAGCAGAGACUUUUCAUCAAACAAUAAGAUUUUCUCAGUGUCAAGGUUUAAUUUGUUGUCUUCGCACUAUUUUUGAUUUUCAAAGAGGCUGUUAUUUCUCUGAACAAACCCUGACUCGUCUAAUGUCAGCGUUGAGCAGCAGGACAGGCUGCAGCCUCCUGUCAGUCUGAAUCCUCCUGAGGCUGCAGAUAAACUCAGAUCAGCUCAGAAAACACAGUCAGCAAACACAGAUCCUUCUCUCUCUCUUUCUCUGUUUAAAGUUUGUGUUUGUCUCUGUCACGUGCUGUGGGAACACUGUUUGUUGACGGAGCACAUUUGAAGAGAGAGAGAUCUGCAGGCCCUGAGCUUCCUCAUCAUUUAUGCAGUACUCUGCUGCUCCUCAUGUCAAAGUGCCAAUCUUCAGAAAACAACAGAGGGACGGCUCGCUCAUAAAGCAGAAAACACUCUCGGUGUCUCUUUGUAAUACAGAAUUCAGUGUGAAGGUAGCACUCUGGUUUGAAGAGAUUUUUCUUCCUCGUAUCUGUUUUUAACGUUUUGUUCCCUCUAGAGUCCAAACUGAACAUAUCUAAAUAUCAUAACAUUAAUUCUGUUUGGCAUUUCAUCACCACUCUACAGUCUUUGCUUUAAAGGGAUAUUUCUGUGUUUUUUAAAGUGAGGUUAUAUAAGGUUACAUGUCACUAUCAAAUGUUGGUCACCUUUACUGACCCACGAUGACUGAUGGCUCUCUUUCUCUUUGUCUCUCCUUCUCUUCCUCCCUCUCUCUCUCUCUCUCUCUUGGACACCUGUUUUGUCCUGUCUGUCUGUCUCAGAGGCUAACGUGUCCUCAGCGGUGUCCAAAGGUUUCGUCUCUGGUCUUCUGCAGCUGUAUGAGGACUGGUUCAGUAAUGACUCUCAGUGUGGGGCCACAGAGAUCUGCCAUGCUCUGUUGCGCUGCCUCCAUAAGCUGACCCACAGUGCUGCAGGCAGACAGGCUGUGCGAUUACAGGGAGGACUCCGACUGCUGUACCAGACCACACAGGUAACACUGAGACCACACCUGUGCUCCUCUGCUCUACUGAUCAGUUUGAUGAGUCAUAAUCAUCUUAAACUUUUUAACCAGAUCAAUAAAAAUUUGACUGCCCUGUUUGAUGAGGUCAAUGCUUCACCUUCCCCUAAGGUUUUCUAAAAAAAAGAAAAAGUUAAAAAAUGUCAAACUCAACUAAAUUCAAGAUGUUCAACAUGUCAGAGAAGAAAAGUUUCUCCACAAAAAAACGUUGUUUUUUUUUUCAGUCAGAGAGCUGGAGACUAGUUACCAGAUUUGUAUAAAAGUUUUAAUUCAACAAGAAAUAUAAAGAAAAAUAUGUAUCUGUGAUUGAGAAGCAGCUUAAAAAAGUUACUUUUUAUUCAAUUUACUUAUUGUGACAGCUAAAUUUUUAGUACUAAUCUUGCAAGACCAAAAUAAAGCUUCUGAUGUAAUUUUACGUGUUAAGCACAUUAUGAGUUUAAACGGACCACACAGUCAAGCUCCGCCCACAGUACAUCUGCUGAUCUUAAUACAAGAUCAUUUCAGCUGACAGCUCAGCUGAUUACCUUCUAGCAUCCAACUAUCAAAUACAAAAAAGAGUUUGAGGUACUUUUCCUACUUUUCCUGCCUAAUCUGACUGAUUCCCCUGCAAACCACUUUGCAACCCUCCUCCAAUCCAGCUCCUCCAGCUGUGUCUGAUGAUACCGAUGUCUUUGCUGCUGCUCUCCCUGCCUCCACUCCAGCUCCUCCUGCUUAUGCUGUGUCUGAUUAUACCAGUUUCUGUGCUGUUGUGCUGCUCAUCUCCACCUGAGCUCCUCCUUUUUUGACCAUGUCUGAUUUUAGCAGCACUCUACAGAUUGGUGCUGGUCCUACUCUGUUAUGAAACCUGGGGGUGUUUGCUGCUGCUCUCCCCUCCAUGGCUUCCAUGUAUGCAUAUGAAACAGAAUAAUCUGUAGUUACCUGUCCUCAUGUCCUCUCUGUCUCUCUCUGCUCAGACGUGUUUGCACAGUAAAGGUCGGGACUGUUUGGUGGAGCCGUCCGUGCAACUGAUGAGGAAGUGUCUCCCUAAAACUCCUCUUCCUCUCAUCUCUGAUCAGUCUGCAUACACCUUUCCUCUGCCUGGAAGAUCACAUGACGCACUUGAGACAAACCUGGCUCCAGGUAUAGUUUAAACUUCCCUGCUGUGGUCAGUUGAGGCUUUUAUGUGUGUGAGCUGAUCUCUCACUGGUGUCUGUGUGCCGUUUCAGAUGUGAGCAGUGAUGACAGUGAGGAGGAUGAAGAUGAAGAUGACCAGGAGGAAGAGAGCAAAGAUUAUGUGAGUGUGUUUCAGAGUCCACACACACACAAGGUCGACAAAUUUAUCUGAAAAAAAAGUGUUUCUUUUCUGAUCCUGUUAAAUGAACAGCAGAAAUGUUUUUAUCCAGCGAUGGAUCCUACAACUUGUUGUAAUUUGAUCUCAGUAACUAAGACUAUGUAGUUUGUUUUAGAUAACCUUUUUAAAAAUGCUCAACAUUCAUGUGGUUUUACAUUCCCAAUGUGUAAAGUGAAAUAUGAAUAUUCUGGCUUGUAAUUUAUGAACACAAAAAAAUCCAGUGCCUAAAACCAUCAGUUUUUUCCAGGAUUCAAAAAACAAUUUUUAAUCCCGACACGUGGACCUUCUAGACAAUUCCGCUCAUUUCUGCUCUCAGUUCUUGGUCAGGGGUUCUUUCUAGUGAUGGUAAGACAAAGCCUCAUUAAGCCUUAAACUUUCCAUCCAAUUGCUUUACUCAUAGGUCAAAGCUUCAUGGCUCUUCAUGUGUUCUACUGUGCCAUCAAGUGGACACUAAAAGUAAAACAUGCAGAGUGGUUAUCAAAGACACCCCAAGGCUUUGGUGUAAGAAGCUUUGAAUUGAAUAAAUGUGAUGGCAUGUAUUUGUGAUUGGAAUAAAGAAACAAUGGUGAAAAUGAUAAGAGGCAGCUGUGACUCAGUUGGUAGAGUCAGUCGCCUCCCAAUCUGAGGGUCAGGGGUUUGAUUCUGGGAGAAAUGGUCCAAGUGCAGAGGCGUCUUGUGGCAAGAUACUUGAAACCAGUUUCAAACCAGUUUCUGGUAGUUCUGGCGCUGUGGGCAGGUUUUUUAUGUCCUGCUAGAAAGUGAAAUCUGGAUCUCAUAAAGCUUCUAAGCAGAUGAAGCAUGAAGGUCUCUAAAACCUCUUGGUAGAUUUUAAGCUGGACUUGGUAAGACACAGUAGACUAGCAGCAGCAGAUGCAGUCCUUGUGUCUUUUCAGGUGUCUUUCACCCUGAAAGACACGAAGACUGAACAGAGAGAGAGGUCUAGAGGACACCUACAAAUUGCUGAAUGUGUGUGUGUUCGUUCAGGAUGAUGACCUGGAGACAGACCUGAACAAACUGCGUCACUGCCCAGAGCCUGACCGACCCAAGGAGAUGCUGAUCCAGUACAGCAGACUGUGUCCAGAACUGUCCCAUGACUUCCAGGUUUACACACACACACACACACACACACACACACACACACACACACACACACACACACCUCUGAUCCUGCAGUAUAUCAGCUGGAGGUUGAGAAGUGUUUUAUAACCUUUAAACUGACAUCCAACAAUCAUCACACUGUUUUUUUAAACUGGAGUUUAAAGAAAUGAAACAAAAAUAAAACAAUAAAACCAAAAUUAAAAGAGCCUGAGUGGAGAUCAUCUCUAAUUAACCGAGGAGGUGUGUGUGUGUGUGCGUGCGUGCGUGCGUGCGUGUGUGUGCGUGUGCGCGUGUGUGUGUGUGUGUGUGUGACAGAAAUAGCCUCAGUCAGAGAUAAUGAAUGAGAGUCUGGCUCUGUGAUAAUAACUCACGUCAUGUUCAACAGGAUGAAUGAGACUCACCUGAUAAUAAUGAUGAUUAUAAGGGUGCUCACACCUGAAGAAAAGGGGCUCACAUGUGAAUACGUCAGCAUCUUUAACUGGGAUUAAAUCUGUGAUAAUGUGUCAGGAUUUAUAGCUGGGAUUAAUCUAAUGUUAGACUGUAAGGAUCCAUAACUGGGAUUAAAUUGAUGUUAAUUCAUCAGGACCUUAAACUGGGUUUAAAGUUAUUUCACUGUAUCACAGGAUCAACUUCAUAUCAUUCUGUCAUAUUCUAAUAUUGGAUUAAAUUAUGCUAUAAAAAAUCAUAAAAGGAUUAUUAUUUGAAUUCACUUCACAUUAACCUGUCAGGAUCUAUAUUAGGGAUUAAAUCUUCUCAGUUGAGAGUCUGUGUGUUUGUAACGCAGACUGGAGGAUUUGGCUGCAGCCAGGAGCUCCCAGGUCUUAACCUGCCAGGUGCCUCUUGGCCACACCCCCUAUAUUUUUUAUUUUCAAAAUAAAAGCUCACAUCUGAGCCGUCCUUGAAUGUUUUUGAACCAAACAGUACCUGCAGCAGUGGCGAUUGCUCUAAGACUGCAAGGGAAGCUCGGCUUCCCUUAAAAUGUCACCCCCCAAAAAAAAGAAAAAGUGGUGAAAUACGUACUGCUGUGUGUACAUUUCAUUAACUAAAUACGCACUAGAAAGCCUUCAUCUUUUGUUCAGACACUGUGAUAAGAAGCUGAUAAUUAUAGGUAACCGGCAUAACUUCGUUCUCAUUCAUCCUCGCAGCGCCUCAGCGCUUUAAACAGCCAGACGCUGGGCUUCUGCUGACUUCAAUGUGGAAGCUAAAAGUGGGUUGUUCCAGCAGCGAAACUAGACGCUCAUUGGAUAAAUGCAGGGCUUUGUCCCGCCCAAUGGAAGCUAAGCUUCACUGGAGUUCUAUGGCGAGAGGGCGGUCCCGACUUUCUCCCGGACUGCAAGCUUCUGCAUCCAUGAUUGGAUGAGCUGUCUGAGGCGAAAUCCUUUUUUGAUUGACAGCUAAACAAGCGAAUCAGCGAUCUUGAAGAAUAAAACAUCUACCAGAGCAUUUUCCAAGUCAUUCACUCCGUUGUUCUUAACUGCUCCGGAGACUUUACCGAUCCUCAGCGACUUCUGUCUUUAUUAAAAACGACUGCCGUUGUGUUUGGCGACUCUGUUCUGUUACAUACUAAUAAACAAAUACAAUUAUGAUGUAGGCCAGAAAAAUGAGCUUCCCCUCAUUGAAAGACCAGCAGCCGCCACUGAUCUGCAGCUAUUUCAAUUAAACAAAACAGGGUAUUUUUUCAUACUAAAUAAAUUUGGAGUAAGUUUGUAUGUUUGUUGCAAUCCAUUUAAAAACGUUCAAACUGUUAUACACAGAUCUUUAGCCGUACAGAGCAGGAUUUUUUAUUUUUAUUUUUUGAGUUUACAGUUUUCACUUAUACAAUUACUCCCAUUUGAAGCUUCAUCUGUUAGCCAAGACUAGCUAACAUUACUGAGAGCAGUUUCAGGUUACAGUAUUGCUGUUUGUUUCAGUCAGUGUAACAAACAUACAGCGAGAUCUAUAUUGCUGUUCACAGUAUUUAUCUUUGUCUCACUUCCAUAGGGCAUGUGGUGUAAGAGAAAGACAUUUGCUAUCAAAUGUCAAAGUCAGACACUAAUGUAGUUUCAGGUGGUUACGUCAUCUUGUUUCCUCAAGAAGACACUGACAUCCAUAAAUGAACAAACUCAGAGUACACUUGAACUGUAAGACAAACAGCUGGUUGGUAUGUUGGUCCAUCCAUGUAAACCCUGAUCUUUGUUGCACAGGAGUUGGACCUGAGUUCAGAGUCUGAGGAUACUUCAUCAUCAUCAUCAUCAUCGUCGUCCUCAUCAGAUGAGGAUGAAAUACUCUGUCCUCAAUCCUCCAGAAGGAAAUGUACAAGCAGCAGGAGGAGGAGUACAAGCAGCAGAGACCUGACCUCCACUGAGUCCACCUCAGAGACAGACAUGUCCUCAGAGAGACACACACCAGGUCAGAGACAAAACAGACAUCAAACACACGAUAACCAAGAGGACUGCUGACAUCCAGACCAACUCUGAUAGAGACAUGAAGCUGUUGUCAGAAUGUGGUUUGUCAUUGUCUUGCUAAAAUAUGAAGAUCUUCCCUGAAAAAAAGUCUUCGUCUGGAUGUCAGCAGAUGUUGAUCCUAAACCUGUAGAUAUUCUUUAGCAUUAAUGGAUCCUUCACAGAUGUGGAAGAUACCCAUGACAUGGUCUCUGAUGAUCCCCAUAUCCCCAUAUCCAUAUCUGAAUCUUUGAGCAGUAUCAUGUUCUGUAGAUGAUGAAAUCCACUCAUUCUUUCACAUUUGACACUCAGGAACAUUAUUCGUACAUAACUCCAGUUGAAUUGAGGUUUCAUCUCAAUGCACACUUAUAUUCAGAUCUUUUUACCUGACACACAGUGUCUCUGCUUGCAGCAUCUCCUCCGUCAGAAGCUUCAGGUUUUCGUCGUCACAGGAACUUUCUGAGCACCAGCCCGAGCUUCAGGAGUAUGGUGAAAGAGACCAGGUAUGUUGACACACACUGUUUCACUCCAAAACAUUGACUCUCUGAACCAUCUGCUGCAGCUGGAUCACUGCAGAUGUUGAGUAAAAUCAAAAAUACCUGCAGCUCAAGUUCUCGAAUCAUCUCUAAGUUUUCUGAGUUUAUCCUGGAUGUUUGUCUGGCUGACUGACCGCUGAUAUCUUUCCUCCCCCUCUCAUAGAGAGGAUGCCUCCUCGGGUCAGAGAGGGGGGAAUCUAGAAGCUGAGAAGGAGGGGGCAGAGGAAUCCAACCAUCGUACGAUGAUUGACAGGUUACUGGGGCGCCACGGGGUCUCUAUCCCCCACCAUGACCCCAGACUGUACCGAGCUGCAGCCACCAGAACCCAGUCCAUCCCCGGCUUCAGCAUCCUGGCCUUCCCUGAUUUCUGGGGCCACCUCCCCCCACCAGGAAAUGAAGUCAUGGCCCCCCGCAGACCCAACGUCCAGAGGUACCAAAAGCAUCUAAAUAGCAGUUUCCUCAGUGAAAGGAGCUGACAGAAGAGGAUCAGAGUGUCAUAAAUAAAUAUACUCCAAUAUAUGAAGUUAUCACACUCGGUUUACAUGACACUACGUGACACUUGAGAAAACCGAAUAAUCGGAGUUUGAUAACUCUGAAUAGAGUCAGAGAACUCUGAUUAAGACACCCAGAUAAUGUGAUUGGAAUUCAAUUUUUUCUACCAUGUAACCAGCAUAGUUGGAGUAUGAUAGGACAAUGCAUGCGUACGUUCGCCACGCCCCGUAACCCCGGAACAUAAACACCAGAGAAAAGGAAUAGCAUGCAGAAAAAGUAGCGCGUACAUCAUGUACGACUAAAACAACACUGUACGAUGCUCCAUCUUCUUGCUCGAAAAUGCUCAGCAGAGCCACAUCUGAUGUCUGACACGGACCUGCUGCUGUUGUUGGGUCAACCUGAAACAAUGUGGUUAAAAAGACCCAUAUCACCCCCUAGUCUUGGGGAGGAGGACACGUUCACAUCAACGAUUCGAUUUUCUCAGCUGCAUGUAAAAGCGGACAAGGAGAGAAGUCCAAUUCCACGAAAAAAAUGAAUUAUGAGUUUAGUCUGAUUAAGCUGUGCAGGUAAACGCACUGACGGAUUGGAACAAGUUCUUUCUUCCACUUUAUUUAAGGUACCACAAUGCUAAUUUAGGGAAAUGGUUCUUUAAGUAAUCCUAGCAUGAAAGAUUAUUUGUGGAACCAGAAAUGGUUCUCAUAUUCCAUCACUCUGAAGAACCUGUUUUAGUUCCAGUUAGCACCUUUAGUUUCUGACCCAGAAACACCGUCAGAAGAGUCGUACUGGGAUGAGAAGAAAAGAGCUGGACGGAAUCUCAGAGGUCUGGAGCGCCCUUUUGUGUUCUUAAAAUCUGACCACAUUAAGCCCCUGGAGAGAUGAAAGAACACCAGACUGAUGAUAAUCCAGACGGCAGACCAGAGACAAUUUAGAGCUUGAAGCUUGACGUCCACACGCAGUCAUGUGAAAAUACAGGUGGUGCUUAUGGCGUCACAUACGUACAUACCAGAUCCUCAAAUAUAAAAGGAGAAGAUGUCAAAGAAAUGCACCUGCACAAAAGCCGCAGGCACGCAUAAAUCUCAGUGAGUCCCUCACUUCACUCGCGUGCAACAUCUCUCUGCUUCAGAGUGAAACUUUGCAGACUGUGAGGAGAAAACCAUGUCAUGAUCACAAGCGUGAGACUGUUUUUCCUCUGCUCGCUACUUCUCUGCUUAUGAAUCUUUGACCUGCUCUGACCUCCUCACCGGCUGUAAAAACACACUCAGAGCAGAGACUGCUGCGUGUGAGUCUCUCUGAAAGCGCUCGCUAAGAAAAUGUGUGCAUAGGCCAUGUGGUUUGCGUGCACCGCAGCUCUUCUUCGUCCCUGCACAAGAAUCUCUCAGGUCGAUGCAUGAAUCUCAUUUUUUCACCAACUAUUGCAUCAAGCCCUGAUGUUACUCAGCGAAGGAGGAUUUCAAAGCUCAGCUGAGACGGCUGAGUUUAAGAUGAGUUAGAGAAAGAACAGCAGCUCAGGAGGGACAUUUUAUAUCUGUGGCACCUCUGUCACAAUCUCCCUCUCCUUAUGAAGAUUUCUCUGAUCUCCUUUGCCUCUUGCACUCCUUCGCUUUUGUUCUCCUCCAUCCUGCCUGUCCCUGCUCUGUCUUUCUUCCUGAUUACUGUCUUCCCACUCUCUGUAGUCUCUCUGCCUCCCUGUCACUUCCCAUUAUUCCUCCAUCUGUUCUUUUAUUACUCCAUCCUCCUCCUUUCCAGCAGAUGUGACAGCUCAUUCUGUAGCCCGUCCUCUUCAAAUUGCUCUCUGUGGGUCCAUUUCUCUCCUCAUUUAUCCUCUCUUUGGGUUUUUGUCCUCCUUUAUUUCUUCUUCUCCUCCAUCAGUCCCGCUGCACUGAAUUUCACUCUGUAUUUGAUGCUCUGACAGCUCAGACUGAUAGAUAAAUGCUGCUCUGCUCUCUAACCUGACUGUGGGUCAGGCAUGUCUCAUGCAGUAAUUUUGCAGAAGCAUCUUAACACAGCGUACAGUCUCACAGUCUACAGACACUCACAGUCUGCACUUCUGCAGUCAGAAGCAGUCUGCAGUCACAAGGUCUUCAGUCACACAAAGGGCUCUAAAUUCCUGCCCGCCAGCAGCACAGCCCUGGGAAAUUCUUAGACUGAGGCCCACCAAGAUGCGCCAAAAUGGGGGUGGUGGUUUAGUUGGGGGAGUUGUCUAGUGAGCGCAUUUGGCAUGCUCAACCUGACUGAAUUAACACAGCUGAAACCGCACUAAAUUAAAUAUCCAAAAAUAGUCACACAUGAUGGAGUUAACAAGAUAUUUAAUUCGUACCCCCCUCCUCUUCCUCUUCUUCCUCUUCUCCCCCAUGCAGCCAGACGCUGCACGCUGUCAGGGGAGCUGGAGAGCCGCACCCCUUUAAUGCGCUACCUGGGACAGGCCGGAAUGGUAGAUGGCUCUGGGGUAGGCAGCAGCCAUUCCUCAGCAUCUGCUAGUCUCCUCAGACUAACGGCAGUUCAAUUCAGAGUUAAGCCUACAUGCCAGCAUUCAUAUGUUCAAUAUAAUAAUGUAUUAUAAUGUUCAAGUUCAGUUCAUUCGCAAACAUAAAUGUAAGAAAAAGCCAGGCCAUAGAGCGUGAUGCGUCCUUUAUGCACAGGUGGUUCAGAUUUACAUGCUGUUAUGCACGGUAUUUAUUUAUGUGGUGAUCUGUGCACACAACCCCCUUUUGUCAAGUGGCGUUUAAAUAUAUGCAACUUGAUGUGAGUGUCUUUAUAAGUAUGUUUGUCUUAUUUGUGGGCUUACUUGUGGGUACAGUCAUACAGUCUGCAGAGGGACACAGUCUGCAGUUUUACAGUCAGUCGAUAGAUAGACUGUGGCUCUGACACAUGUUAAUUAACCCAAACCAUCACACAUUCUCUGCCCGUAUACUCUGGAGUAAACAAGGUGUUCAGAUGUCCUCAGACUGUGUGGCUCAUGUACUGAAGCUGACAGUCCACAGAGCAGUAGUUUGAUCUCCACCAUCAGCCCUUUGCUGCUCCUCUCUCCUCUCUCCUCACUUUUUGACAAACAAACUGGACAGAAAUGUAAAUAUGAUAGUGUUUCAUUGUUAGACAUACAACCUGUUAGCCUCUAGCUAGCAUGCAUUGCUGACUGUUUUUUUUUUAUGUAUUGCGUCAAUCAAGAGAAAACUUGAUAGUAACAAGCUGAAAGGGGGCACGAGACCUCCUACUGUAUCAAAGGCAGACAUGAUUCUACCAGUGAUUUGAUUCUUGUCAGUGCAGGUAAACUGGGACAAGGACAGCAGUUCAGGUAAAAUGCAGGGUGGAGCUUUAACUGUAGCAGGACUUUACUGUGCAUGUCAGUGCACUGACUGUCUUCCAGUUCAUCCUGGUAUUUAACCAGCCCAGUAAGUCCUGGUUCUGCCCCUGGGUUAGACAAAGUAAAAAAAAAAAAAGACUCAAAAAGGAAAAUUCCUAACCCAGAUUAACUAUCUAAACAACCUGAACCACCUGGACCUCCUGAGCGACUUGAACCACCUGAACAACCUAAACCUGACAGUGUGCUGCUCUGUCACUGUACUUCUGACUUUAUAAAACUGUAAAACUAAAGAGAAAAUCUCACCUGUUUGACUGUAUCUUCACUCUGUGUGUGUGUCUGUGUUUCUAUCAGACUGAAGGUGUUUGAGGACAUCAGGCGUUUCCUGAGCACAAAUGACAUCAUUAACCAGGUGGUGUUCGACCUGGAGGACAGCAGGUAGAUACACACACAAAACAUCACUCAAGGAGAUUUUAAUGAAAACAAAAAAGGGGGAAAUGAUGUACAUCUUUAUUAAGACAGUGAAACUAUGAACACAGUGUUGUUGUUGUUGUUGUUGUCAAAGUGUCUCUGUCUAUUUGUGCCCUCAGUCUUCAGUGUCCUUCAGACUGUCUGAGGUUUUACUCAAAGUUUGAAAGUGGAAACCUGAGGAAGGCUGUGCAGGUCCGCAGGUACAGACACACACACAAACACACACCUGAACAGGAGAGCACCCUGAUGUAACCUCUUGGAAAAACAUUUGAAGAAUAAAUCUUGUUUCAUUGACUUUGAGAACAAUUGUCACUAAAAAUCUAAAAAGACAUGUUAAAUUAAUUAAAAUCCUGAUGUCACAGAAACACUUGAUAAGCUAAAAGCUGACAGUCUGAGAGAGAGAGAGUGGAUUUUAAAGUGAUUUUAACUCUUGUUCUAUUUAGAUCAGAUAAUACAGGAAAAACAACAAUAUUAAUAUUAAGUAGCCUACAACAAAUUCAUGUCACAAAGAGCGGCUUCAGUCUGAGAGGGUUUAAUUCCUAAACCAAGACCAAAAUGUAAGCCAACUUUUCCUAGAUUCCUUUGAGAAAAAUAAACUCUCAUUUUUGGGUCAAUAGUGUAAAAACGUUAUAUUAAUAUAUUCUAACAUUAAAAAUAAAAGGACAGAGGAGAAAACCUCAGUAUUUCCAAGAGUCAAACUCUGACAAAGAAACAUUUAAUAUUUGACCUCAGCUGACCUCCUUCCCUUUGCUUCAUCUCCUCCCCUCCUGCCUCCUUCCAUCCUGGUCCUGGUCCUGGUCCUUGCCAGGUAUGAGUAUGACCUGAUCCUAAAUGCUGACACAAACUGCUCUCAGCACACACAGUGGUUCUACUUUGAGGUCAGUAACAUGGAGCCGGACAUCCCCUAUCGAUUCAACGUCAUCAACUGUGAGAAGACCAACAGCCAGUUCAACUACGGUCAGAUACACAAACUCCUCAGUUUGUGCGUGUGCGUGUGCAUGUGUGUGUGUGUUUAAAGUAGAGCAUAUGUUAUAAAUUCAGCUGCUUGAAGAAGCUCCAUCCUUUAUUGGUUGAAUUUGAUUCACGGUCCUUUUGGCUAUGACUGCUGAAUGAGACUGAAUUUUGAAUUUCAGAGAUAAUACAAGCUGACAUUAAUCUAUCAAGACCCACUAAAUAAGGGUAGCACGGUGAAGUUGUGAAAGUUAUUAGCAGGAAGGAGGAGAGCAGGGAGAAGAGCAGGAGGAGGAGGAGAGAGGAGAAAAGUGAUUGUGAGCGUGGACAAGCGCUAACCAGUGUGAAAGAGCUGUACGCUUUGGUGGCUUAUUCAUUGAUACUUAUUUAAGAGGACCUGAAUCUAAAGUGUUACUUUGUUUUCCUCUAACAGGGAUGCAGCCGGUGCUUUACUCAGUCAGAGAGGCUCUAGAGGGCAGACCUCACUGGGUCAGGACUGGAUCUGAAGUUUGUUACUUCAGGUGAGAAUAAAUAGCUGCAUAUAUACAUCCAUUCCCUGUUUACCAUCCGGGUCCUGUUCAGGUCUGCAGCCAAUCACAGCUGUCACAUCUGGACAGGUGAUCAGCCUGUCACAAGGUAGACACAGAAACAUAAAGCCCUCAACAUGUAAGGCUUUUACAUAUUUCCAUUUCAAGGCAGUGUAUGCGUACCCCUGUGAUGAUACUCAUCCUCUUUUGAAUUGAAGUCACCCUACCUCUGUACAUAUGUGUUAACAAGCUGACUCUGGGUCUGCUGCAGAGACUCUAUGUUUUGACAGAUGAAAUCAGUGGACAGUAUCUUUAAGUCCACUACACAGAGAGCCUGGUUUGAGUCAGUCACACUGAAUAAUCAUGAGACAUGACAAUGACUGACCUGCAUAGGCUCAGACCCUAAAGAUGGUUCAGCUACAGAUAUAAAGAGCUUUUUCAUUGUGCGACUGAUGUCUGAAUGAUACCCUACAUCCCCAGCAUGAUCAGAACUAAGGGUACAGAGCUCACACAGGUAAAGAUGAUCAUUUGCCUAGACUUUUUAAAAACUACACGCUAUGUUUUUCCUCCAGGAAUCACUUCUGUCCUGCUCGAGGUCCGAGGAAGUCCACUUUCUACACACUAAGCUUCAGUGUCAGCUUCAAACACAGAGAGGAUGUCUGCUACAUCGCCUACCACUACCCCUACACCUACACUGCCCUGAAGGUAAGUACACCAUCCACCCAUCCAUCCAUAGAUCCAUCCAUAUAUUCAUCCAUCCAUCCAUCCAUCCAUCCAUCCAUCCACCCCUCCACCGAUCCAUCCGUGUGUGUGUGUUUUGUCUCAGGCCCACCUGAAGGAGCUCCAGAAGUCUGUGGAUCCGUCCAGGGUGUUUUUCAGGCAGCAGGUUCUCUGUGGGACUCUAACUGGAAACUCCUGUCCACUGGUCACCAUCACUGCCUGUCCAACCAGCCGCAGCUGGAGAGACAUGCACCAGCUGCGUGAGUACUGACAGAGUACUGUGUGAGUACUGACAUAGUACUGAGUGAGUAAUGUAUGAGGACUGUGCGAGUAUUGACUGAGGACUGUCUGUCUCGUUAUUCACAGCAUGUUGAGACAUCUGUUAUGAGUGAGGAGUCUGGUUCAUAUCUGAUUGAAUAUAGAAUUAAAGGGUCUGUGUCUUUGGAAGGACAUGCUCAGUUUUAUGGCAGAUCUGCCUGUUUUUAUACCCCUCAUUGUAUAAACACAACAUCAUUAAAGAGACUGAACUGACCAUCAGAGGUUUAUGAAUCUUAAUAAAUAAGUUGCCGGAGUUAUCACUGCUUAUAGCACUUAAUAAUGACUCCUCCAAGCUGAAUACUUAAAAUCAUUUAUGGGUAUUGUAAUAAAGCCGUAUACAUGCAUUAAUAUGGCUUAAAUCACCUAAAGUAACUUUGAAAAAAGGCUUUAUGUAGCUUUUCAUGCAUGAAAGUAUGCAUGUGUGUGUGUGUGUGUGUGUGUGUGUGUGUGUGUGUGUGUGUGUGUGUGUGUGUGUGUGUGUGUGUGUGUGUGUGUGUGUGUGUGUGUGUGUGUGUGUGUGUGUGUGUCCUGACAGAGACAGAUACUUGGACCUCCUAUCUUUGUGUUUCUCUCUUUAAUUGAAAUCCACUGACCCUACCAGCUGAAAUAUGAGGGAAUUAUCAGCUCAGGAGGAAACAGUGUGAGAUUCAUCAUAGCUUUGCCACAUUAGCAUAAUUUCACAGUUAUGUAGGAGGACGAGUGAACAGCUCUGCAGACAGUUUAAGAGUUCAGUCUUACAGUGUCAGGAGAACCACUACGAUAAAAAAAAAUCAUCAAGAUCAUGUUAUUGGGGGUUUAAUUGAUCUCAUUAGUUUCUGUCUUUGAGACUUGAAACUGAAACAAAGUGCUGAGAUCAGUCUGAUAACAGCUCUGAUUGGAUGACGGCAGCAGAUCCUGACCAUACCACAGCACAGAGUUCAGAAAUCCUCUUGUCCUCUCUGAAAGUCACUGCUCUGACUCCUGAUGACAGGUGAGCGUGAAAAGUGCUGAUGAUCACUGUGUCUCUGCAGGUAAUCGACCGUGCAUCGUGCUGACAGCUCGGGUCCAUCCGGGUGAAUCUAAUGCCAGCUGGGUGAUGAAGGGCACCCUGGAGUUCCUGUGCAGCAGCGACCCUGUGGCUCAGAGUCUGAGGGAGACCUUCAUCUUUAAAAUCAUCCCCAUGCUCAACCCUGACGGAGUAACCAAUGGCAUGUGAGUGAUGAACUCCUGCACAGGUGGACUCAGAGUGCACAGGGCAGGAGCAAACACAGACACAGGGAAUGAUGUCCGCCUUUAAAACAUGCUUACUGUCAUUGUUUCCUGACAUAGCUCAUAUUCUGAAGAGCCAUGUUUAACCGCUGGCUGCAGCAGUAAUCAUACCUCUUGUAUUUGUGGUAUGACUAUCAGCCCGAGCCUCCUUUGAAACACCAAGUGUGUGUGUGUUUGUGUUUGUGUGUUCAGGAGUCGGUGUGACCUGAACAGUGAGGAUCUGAACCGUCAGUGGUGUAAACCUGACCCCACCCUCAGUCCUACCAUCUACCACACCAAGGGCUUUCUCUACUACCUCAACAGCAUUGGACGCACGCCACUGGUGAGACCCACACCCUGCUGAUGUUAGCUUCAGGCACAAAAGUCGCUACCUGUGGGAUUCUCAAAAUCACUCUGACACCAGAGUCAACAGACUGAGACAGUGAGACUUUUGGAAAUGAUUGUUUCUGUGUAGAAAAUGAAGAUUUCAAAGAAUCUUUUCAUCAGAGACGAAUUUGUAGAAAGAACUUUAAGAUUAUCUUGAAGACUCCAAAAUCAGGCAACUGGACUGUGUAGAGUCCAGUUGCCUAAGUUGGAGUCUUCAAGAAAACCAUGACCUGGAUGAAUGAGAAUCUACAUGGACAACUUUAAGAUUACUGCUUCUAUUACAGAGCUUUAUGUUCGCUAAAGGAUACCAUUAUUAACAGGUGUAGUUUCAUGUAUGUGUUCAUGUGUCCAGUUUAGGCCUGUAAGACAGGACAACAGACAUCCAACAAUCUAUCACAUAUUUUACCUGACCAUUGAACAUAAUCACAUCUGUCAGGCUGUCAGGUAAAGGUGCUCAAACUAACUCUGGGUUUUGGGUUCUUUAAUGCUGAGUACUAGAAACUGGGUGCUACAACACUGGGUUCUAGAGAGCCGGGUUCUGGAGUUCUGCAUUCUGGAAUGCAGGAUUCCUGAAUGCUUGGUUUUGGUGAGCUGGGUUCUAGAAUGUUGGGUUCUUGGGGUCUUUGAAGUUCCUUAAAGAGACAGUACCUUUAAGCCCCACUCAGAUAAGAAUCCUGUUUUUCUAGUUUCAUCUACAUGUUCAUAUGGCAUUUUUCUGAAACUAGAGGUCAUAUCAUGAGAAAACCAAGUGCAAAAUUGCUUUUCUGAGUAUUUCUGCAUUCAAAGGGCUGUCAACCUCUGGCAGACCCAAACAGCAGGCUCAGACACAUAGAGAUUUCUUAUGUCACAAAUCCAGGCUCCACUCCUAGCCAUGUUCUGCAAACUAGACACCAAGCAGUGUGUGGUAGCGGAUUGCAAUGCUCGUAAGAAAGCUUAUCAUAACUUCAUCAUGCCCCCAAAGAUGUUAGUGUCAGAAAGCUGAAUAGAGCCUAUAUUACCUGCCAAUCCUACUACCUAAUGCUACUAAUAACACAGGUAAUCCGAUUUUGGCUAAAAACGUCAUAAUCAAAAUUUAAAGACCACUGAUAACACUUAAAGUAUUAAAAAAAGAUCAGAAUGGGACUUUGAAUGAAGUGUUUUGUCAGAGGCUAAAGUAAGGGUUUAUAAAGACACCGAUCAGAGAUCUGGGCACAAGAUUACUUUAAUGUGAAUCAGGUAAAGAGACUCUAGAGCUCUUAGAGGGAGGACAGACUGACUAAACAGGAUCGAGAGAUGUUCUCUUUAUGUGUUACAAAUUGUCUAAUUAUCUAGUGUUUCUGUGUCUACCUGUCUUCUAGGUGUUUUGUGACUAUCAUGGACACUCCAGGAAGAAGAACGUCUUUCUGUACGGCUGCAGUGUGAAGGAGACACUGUGGCAGUCUGGCUCUGCUGUGGACACUGUUGGGCUGAAGGAGGACCCUGGAUACAGAGUGAGACAGAGACAGUGAGACAGAGACACACAUUAACUAUACACACACACACACACACACACACACACACACACACACACACACACACACACAGAAACUACAGACUCACUGAUGGAAAUGUCUCUGCCUUUUUCUUUCUUCAGACCAUUCCAAAGACGUUAGAUCGAAUUGCUCCGGCUUUCUCCUUCAACAGCUGCAACUACCUGGUAAUCUGACUCAGUAAUAGGGAUGGGUAUUGAUAAGAUUUUGAUAAGGAUCUAAAUGGAUUCAACCAUUUCUAAUCGGUUCUUAACACGAACUGGUUAUUGAUACCCAUCUCUACUCAGUAAUUUCUUAGUAUAAACACUAGAAUAAAUGAUCGGUGUUAAUUAAUCUGGAUCACAUAUAUUAGUUUGGACCACAUUAGUCAAUCGGGAUCUUGUCUAAGCAGUGGUGUAUCUGCACCCUGUCAGGUGGAGAAAUCUCGCGCAUCCACGGCAAGGGUGGUGGUUUGGAGAGAGAUGGGUGUGCUGAGAAGCUACACCAUGGAGAGCACCUACAAUGGCUGUGACCAGGGGAUAUACAAGGUGUGUGUGUGUGUGUUCAGCACAGACGCUCUGAGACCUCCCAAACCUUUCCCUCUAAUAUUUCUGUUUCCUCUUUGUCUAUAACCUGUGAAUUGAGGAUGACUUGAGGGGUGAGCUUCAUGACUUAAUACUGUCUCUGUGUGUGUGUGUGUAGGGGCUUCAGACAGGAACUGGAGAAAUGCAGGAGAUGGGCAUGAAGUUCUGUCAGAGUCUCCUGUACGUCAUUAGGGACACACGCUCUCUUUACAAUAAGACACUGAUCAACCACAUCGACCUGGACCACAGCGUCCUCGACCACAAGUCACACAAGUGAGGACACAUUACACACAAACCCACGACCAACAUCCAACACGACCAACAAAUCCAAAAUGACCAACACAUCCAACAUCUCCUACACAUACAAAACCUCCAAUACAUUCAACACAUCCAACAUGAACAAGACAUCCAUCACAUCCAACCAAACCGACACAACCAACAUCUCCUACACAUACAAAACAUCCAAUACAUCUAACACAUCCAUAACUUUCAACCUGACCAACACAUCCAACAUCUUCUACACAUCCAAUACAUCCAACACAUCCAACAUAACCAACAUAUCCUUUAUAUCCAACCUGACCAACACAUCCAACAUAACCAACAUAUCCUUUAUAUCCAACCUGACCAACACAUCCAACACAUCCAACAUAUCCUUUAUAUCCAACCUGACCAACACAUACAACAUAACCAACAUAUCCUUUACAUCCAACCUGACCAACACAUCCAACAUAACCAAAACAUCCAACAUCCAUUACAUUCUACAUGGCCAACACAUCCAACAUCUCCUACACAUACCAAACAACCAAUACAUCCAACAUAAUCAACAUGACCAAGACUUCCAUUACAUCCAUAACAUUCAACAUGACCAACAACUUUUUUACAUCAAAUGUAACCAACUCAUCCGACAAAACCAACAUCUUCAACACAUCAGACACAUCAAACAUAACCAACGCAUCCAAAACAUCUAACUUACCAACAGAAUAAUAGAACCAACAAGACCAACACAUCCAUCACACCUAACAUCUCCAACACAUAAGACAUGACCAACACGUCCUGGUCAUUGAAUACAAAAUACUCAUGACAAACCUGUCCAAAACAUCAGACAAGUCCUUGAAGCCCAACACUGUCAGAAUGCCGAACACAGCCGAGCUGUCCAUUACGUCAAGUUUAACCAGUCAGGUGUGAUCAACACACCCACAUACACACACACACACAUACAUGUAUAGUAGACAUUCACUCUGUCUUUUCUCUCUCUGUCUGUCUCUCUCUCUCUCUCUCUUUCUCUCUCUGUCAAAUGAAAUCAGUGUGUAGGUCACGUCCUCUCUGUCCCUGCAGACUGCCAGUGUGUCUCGAGACACUGUCACUCUCUCUCACACACACACAAACAUACAGACACACCCAGAACAUCCCAUGAGGAUGUGUACUCGGGGUACUCUGUUCUUGUGUGUGUCGCUGUGUGUCAGCUGUCAGUCAGUGUGUGUGUACUUAAGAUCAGAGUUUGAGGACAGACACACACACUCCUUCUCUAUCUCUCUCUCUCUCACACACAUACACAGACACACACAGACAUACACAGACUGUCAGAGCGUCGGACCAGCAGGUGGCGAUGGUGUGUAAUCAGUCAGUACUAUAGAGAAACAGUGUGGUCAUGAAUACGAAGCUGUGAUUAUGAACAGUAUAAACUGUAAAUUGUGUGAAUAUUAAAGGUUACAGUGAGAUAAAUUUACCAGAGUCAGAUUCAAUACAGAGGACGAAUCAUCUCUGUGUUUUGGUGCUAACACAAUAAACACAUUAACAUAAAUAAAGAAAAAUGAAAAAUAGCAGUACUUACAUUAUUGUCACCCUAUUAAAAUAAUGGCCUAAGUCAUUUUUUGACAGAAAUGAGUUUUUGUUUUUGAUAAUGCUGGCCAUCUCUGGUAAAAUCGCCCAAAUCAUUAGUUGAAAGGAUCAUGCCUUGAUGCUUUCAACUAAGGAUUUAUUAAUGGAGUGGAUUGAACAGUGAACCCUGGGCAGAUUUCUGACACAGAGCUCCUGAACAUUCCUAGAAAAGUUUUAGAUUGUGUGUGAAAGGAGUUGAACAUCAUCACCAGUCACUGAGAUGCUAAUGGAAAGCUCAGUUAUUGGAUUUAAAAUUGAAACUGUAGGAAGCAGCUUUAGUUCUGAAUGAAUAAAGCAUGAAUAAAAUAUUAAACUGUCGAUCACACAGGCUGUUAAAGUGCCUUGAGUCUUCACAUUGUGUAGAUUAUCUCUCUGAACAUAAAUCCUCUUUGUCUAUCCUGAAGCUGUUUCGAGGAUGAUGAGCCUCCCUGCGUGGAAGAGAUUGAAUACUCGGCGGACUGUCCUCCUCUACACGGCACUGACCUGGACUCAGAGGUCAACAGCAACAUGGCGGACACUGAGGAGGAGGAGGGGGAAGAAGAGGGUCACCAGGGGACGACACGCAGAGACAGCCUUGGACAGCUGUCCAACAUGAAGAACCGUCUGUUCCCCCAUCGGACCCGACAGUCCUCCAUGGAGACACUUGGCGAGAGGAGAAAGUCGUGUAAUGGCGUGAGCAUUGCUAAUGGACAGAUCAUCAGCUAAAGGGACAUGUCUGUGUUUUUUAGUCAUAGCAAACCUCAGAUCUAUUUUGAUCAAAGUGCUCCUGAACAAUUAGAGGUGAGUUCACACUGAAAGAUUCACAAACUUAAUCGGGAAACAGGUGUGAACGCAGUUUAAAUGCCUCAAUCACAGCAGAAAAACUUAGACGCCUAUUUGAAAAAAAAAAAAACAACAACAUUUAAUCUGAUCAUCUUAACUCCUGACCCACCAGCUUGAUAAACAUCUCCACCCCUUUACUCAUAUGUACCUCUCCCCCUCCUCACGGGUUUCUCUUUGCUCCUCUGAACAGAGUCAACAGGAUUGUGGUGAAACUGUCCCCCCAUAAAAGAGACAACUUACCUGAUCCGUAAAGUACCAAAGCAUCACCAAACACUUAAACAUGAGACCAAGACAACAUGUUUUGUCUUUUUUAUGUCUCUUCUUUUUCCGUCAGGUUUUGUUUCUGCCCGGCCUCUGAUUGCAGAUUUCUGCUGUUUAACUCAAAGCUUGGUGUGCAGACUGUUGAGCAAAACUUAGACCAGGUUCAGUCUGAUUGAGGUAAAUAUACCAACAGAAAGCAAUCCCCAUCACAUUAUCCAGGUAUGUAAGGCCGACUAGGAAGUUUGUUUGGUCUGAUUUCAGUCAGACCAACAUGUUUACAAGUCUAGAGUCUGUUGGAUUUAACACGGUAAACAGAUUUCUUUGAUCACGUUGAGUGAAACUUAAGCAUACUAGAGUUAUUUGAUACCCAAUCUCAAGGAAAGGACCAUGAUAAACUGAAACAACAUCCAGCUGAGAUAAAUACAUUACGUUUUUCCAUUUCAUUUAUUGCUUGAAAAGCAUCUCUCUAUUAAUCCUGAAGGGCUGAUGGUGUCCUUCCAUCCCAACAGGAAUUGGGACCCCUUAACCCUUUCUGUAGAGGCAUAACGUGUGAGAAGGCCAAGGGUUAGGGGUUCAAUCAAAAGUCUCUAUGUCACUUUGUCCUUCAUCAGCUGACAGAUUCAACAAACUUAACGCACCUGUCAGGAUUACAAGUGUGUGAAGGAGAUGAAACGCUGUCUCUGUUUAAAGUUUAACCACAGCGGCCUCUCUAAAGCUUAAAAUCAGACUCCAUCAGGGAUCUGGGAUGAAAAUGAUCUGUAAAUGAUCAAUAAAUGAUCAGCUGAUGGUGCGAAUGGUCAGGAGAGUCUUAAAGGAGAGGAAAACUGAACAAGGACUGAACUCCUCUCUUGAGAGUAAAGAUCAGGCUGCAUGCUGACACGUGUUUUUUCUCUAAGGUUUUAGUAGAAAGUCCUGUUUCCUGAGGUGUCUCAGAUUUACAGUGUCUGCAGUCUGUUUGUUUGUUUGUUUGUUUGUUUGUUUUUUUAAUUUGUUUUCAAAGAUGAAAUCAGCUGACUGUCCUCAUGGAGGAUUCAGGCUGCUCCCACACCUGGCUCUGUUACAAAAGCUGGUCUAAAACAAGGUGAUUCUUCCCAAAACCAGAUUGUUUCGAUCCUUCAGAUGUGAUCAUCUGGAGUGUUUGGAUCAGAUGAAAAACCAGCAGUCCUUCUCUGAUGUGAAUUAAACCAGUGAGGUGAAAGCACAGAGACAAGGUGGACUCUGUUUCCAGUCCUGAGCCUAGCUCAUAAUUUAGAAAUGGUCUGAAAGGACAUAAUAGUGGUUUUUGAGACUCUGGCUUUUUCUUAUCAUGAUAUACCCGUAAACUGUUGACUGGCCCAUCCCUACUUUCAACAAAGACAUGUGCACAAGUGGUUAUGAGACACAGAUCCUGUAGCAGUCUUAAAUGUGAUGACAGCACCCCCGAUAAAAACCUCAGUUUUCUGACAUGAUCUCACAGGCAGCAUGACCUCUGAAGUCAGUAUUUAAACUGCCUGAGCCGGCCAAUGAAAAAAGUCAUCAGCUGUUUCUGACCCUGUCAAUCACAACGUCUACCCCAUACCUAUGAUUUAAUCACCUAAAACCAGGACAAAGCAGGCACAGUUAUGGGAGCAGCCUAUUUAUUCACCUAUUAACUACCUAUAACCACCAACACUUGAAGUUGUCUUUCAUUUCAGAGUUUAUUUUCUGUCUGUACGCACAAACUUUGGAUGAUAAAGUCUUACACCGGCCUAACUGCACUGAGAGCUGCUGUUGCUGCUGAGUUAAACCUUUAUCUCUUGUUAGUGUUUUCACUGAUAUGAAUAAGAGACCAAACUCUCUGUGAAAAACUCUCUGCUCCGACUGAUUCAAAGGUUCAGUGAUCUCUAAGAGGAUGAUCUGGAGGUGACGGCUGCUCAUGGAAAACUAAAAAUGCCGAUUUUGAGGGUUUGUUUCCCCAUUUUUGCCAUUAAUCAGUGACUUUCUGAAACUUAGAGUAAGUCAAGACAUUUUACUUUCCUUAGUUUGGUCUGAUGAAGUGUGUGAACACAGCCGUGAGAAGAGGAUCAGGGAAGACAGCAGCAAGUGAUCAAAAGUUUGAGAUAACAUGGCCAAGAGUGCCAUGAAAGCGUUUACCUCGUCUACCGGACACAGCAAGCAGCUACAACGUCUUAUAACUCUCAGGUAUAAACCACGGCCGAGCUCACCUUGAGGUAUUUAACAAAGUGCUUUUUGUUUUAUUUUAAUCAGAGAGAGCUCAGGAGAGACACAGUCCACUCAGAGACGUCACAGAUCCUUCUGGAAAUGUCCUCUCCUCUGACAUUUCUGCACUUAAAACUACUGUCCUUGAUAAUCUGAUCCGACCUGUUUUUUUGUUAAAGAUUUAUAUUGUUUUUUUUAACAGGUUCAGACUGUAAUCUUUUUAUGAAAGACUGAUCCUCAGAGGACGAACCCUGCUGUGUCUGUGUCUCACUCCACGAGAUUUUUUCUGAAUAGAUUUUGGAGAACAACAGAAAUUAAUAUUCUGACCAAGUCCAUCCUGUUUCGCUCAGUGGGAAGCAGAUGGCAGAUGCUCUUCAGAGGAUGAACUCUCAUUAUUAGAGCAAGACUGUGAGGCUAUAGGGUAUAUCAGAGCUUUAGCUGCAUUUAUAAAUUCGCAGAUUUAAACACUUUAGUAUAACCCUCGCAUACAUGCCCAGAGUAAAUUAUCUGUGUCAGGGCACUUCAAAGAAAAAAACAGAUGUUAUAAUGUUCAAACCUUUAAUUUUCUCCCUCACAGAUCUAUCUCAUAUUCAAUAUUAUAUCAUAAUAUAGAUACUCCUCCACUUUUAGGUAACCAGACACCAGCAGUCACUGAUAAUGUGUGUAGUUUAAUACAGCCACAGUCCUGCAGCCUGCUGCAGAGAAAUGCAGAAAUCUGAUCCACUCUUGAGACUGUGCAUGGAGACAGUCCUGACUGCGGUUUAUUACGUCAGGAAGAAAUGAUAUAUGCAUCAAUCUAUGUGGACUUAUCUUCAAUAUUCCUUCUAAUUUUUGUGUUUUCCCGUUUCAGCAUCAAGAGCAGGCAUAAAUAAAACAUGUUAAACUGUGUGAAGAGAAGCACUCUUUGGGAUAUUGACCAGUUUAUCCCAGCAGCAGCAGCAGCAGUAUAGAGGAGGGAGCAUUAAAUUCAGCCUCUGUUUAAAGACACCGAGUAAACUGAUAAACAGCUGAUAUCUCUUUAUAAAACAUGCAGUCGGUCCUGUAUAUGAUACAGUCAGUCAUAGUGGAGAGAAGAGUUGUGUGAACGUCAGCAUGAAAGUUUUCUAGGAGUCUGAGUUAUGAUCCACA